CCAAGUAAAGUCCCCUGAACAAUGCAUCUUCAAUAUAAUUGCAUUUUCCCUCUAUGUACAGGUAUUAUAAAUUAGACAAUCAGAAAUCAAACAAUAAUUUGCACAUUAAUUUCUAAAACUUGUAACUUAUUGAAUUAAUUCAGAUUAUCAAUUUAUGAUAGCUUUAUAUUCAUGAAAGAAAUUGUUCACUGAGCCAAUGACUAAUGGCCACUUGCAUACGUCAAGGUUAAAUCUGGAUUAGAGUAAUCCAGAAUCAAGCUUAGCUCAAAUUUUCUGAUUCACUUGCAAACUACUGAUACUCAGGUGAGAUCAGCUCAGUAUAUACUCUAGUUCUGAACCAAGCAGUAGGGAGGUUUAAACUAAGGUUUGACAAAGAAUGGAUAAAUAUUUUGAAAGAAUUGAUAUGGUGAAUUAUGUGGAAAGGCUCAUAAGAAAAGAACAGGUAAUAAGAGAUAGACAGAAUUCAUUUUUGUUUUGUUCUGAAGAAGAAUUCAUUGACAGAUUUAGAUUGAGUAAAGAAUGUGUAAUGUCCAUAUUACAAGAAAUAACAGAAAAACUGGAACCAAAGCAAAAGGAAGUGUGUGCGAUUUCUCCUCUCAAUCAAUUAUUGGUUGCAUUAAGAUUUUAUGCAACGAGAAGUUUUUUGAGAGUUUCGGGAGAUUUGUCUGGUGUACAUGAGAGCCCUGCUUCACGAAUCGUUACGAGAGUAUCAAGGGCACUUGCAUCUCUUUAUAAAAAUUAUGUUACAUUUCCAACCGGAAACAAGCUUUUAGAAACACAGAGAAAUUUUAUGCAGCAGAGUGGAAUUCCUGGGAUCAUAGGGGUUAUAGACUGUACUCAUAUUCCGAUUCAAUCCCCAGGAGGAAAGAGUGCCGAAUUAUUUCGGAACAGAAAAUAUUGUUUUUCAAUUAAUGUUCAAGCCAUAUGUGACCAUGAAUUGAUGCUCACCAGUCUUGUUGCUAGAUGGUCUGGGAGUACCCACGAUAGUAGAAUAUUUCAAAAUAACAACAUUUGUGCACGGUUGGAAAGAAGAGAAAUUCAGGGAAUUAUAAUAGGGGAUAAUGGAUACCCACUCAGACCAUACUUGAUUACUCCAUUACUCACAUGUAGAAACAGGGAGGAAAGGCGUUUCAAUUUUGCAUUAUGUAAUGCUCGAGUGAAAAUAGAGAAUGUAUUCGGAAUAUGGAAAAGAAGAUUUCCAUGUCUACGACAGCAGCUCCGACUUAAGUUAUCAACAAGUUUACUGGUUAUUACAGCGUGCUCUGUGUUAUACAACAUUGCAAGGAAAGCUGCUGUCCCUGUCCCUGAAACAAAUGAUGACAAUCCAGAUGAUGUUCCAGUUCCCGUGUUACCAAACCAAAAUCAAGGAGGACAAGCUCUGAGGACCAUUCUCAUAAGACAUUUUCAGUAAUAAUGUAUGUAAAUGAAAUUAUAUAGUUU
Ostrea edulis (European flat oyster) is the source of this 1440-nucleotide messenger RNA. Its product is annotated as putative nuclease HARBI1. The transcript has a single exon. The record is from RefSeq and is a predicted model, not a curated record. NCBI's taxonomy places the organism in Eukaryota, Metazoa, Mollusca, Bivalvia, Ostreida, Ostreidae. The coding region runs from base 377 to 1411 and encodes 344 amino acids.